AUGGACGACGAUGCACCAUUUUGCUCCGGACGAUUGGAUCAUGCUGUUCACAGGGUUCUACUCUUCAUGCAAAUCUUCCAGUGCAUCCCUUUCGAGUUCAACUGGGUAGGCUGGCGCGGCGACUACGGCCCGCACCACUGUCUCGACAUCAACACCCUCGCCUUUGUCGCCGGCGGGCUGAGUAUCAGUCACGACAUCAUCAUCAUAUUGUUACCGCUCCCACUGCUCUACAAGCUCAACAUGUCCAGGCGCAAGAAGGCGGGCAUCUUCUUCAUGUUCAGCCUCGGCGUCUUCAUCCUCAUCACAUCGUGCGUGCGACUGCAGUACAUCGUCCUCUUCACGCGAUCGCUCAACCCGACGUGGGACUUUACAGACCCGUUGAUCUGGUCCGGGGUGGAGGUGUCCGUGUCCAUGAUCGUGGUGUGCUUGCCGGCGGUGCGGACGCUGCUCAACCGCAUCUUGCCGAGCAUAUUUGGGUCGACGGCAGCGACGGAGAUCACGCCGAACCGCAAGGCGUCCGCCGGGUCUGGGUUCAGGUCCAUUGACAGCAACCGGCAGUACCAGGGCCGGUUCGACUACGAGGAGGAGAGGAGGGAGGUGGCGCGGGCGGCGAGGCUGGUGGAGAAGAGGCGCAAGUUCUUUUCGUUCAUACCGAAGGCCAGGGAGCCGAACGAGAGCGAGCUGGAGCUGGGGGACAAGUCGAAAGGAGAAGUGAGGACGGAUAUUAGGCAUGCGGAUGGUGGUGAGGCUGCUGAGACGAGGCGGAGCUCGAUGGAGAGCGGGAUUCACGUGAGCACUACGACUACGUUUGAGGACCCUCUUGGGAGAGGACAGAGGGACAAGGCUACAUUCUAA
Colletotrichum chrysophilum is the source of this 855-nucleotide messenger RNA. RefSeq lists its product as uncharacterized. The coding region runs from base 1 to 855 and encodes 284 amino acids. The record is from RefSeq and is a predicted model, not a curated record. The transcript has 2 exons. Lineage: Eukaryota; Fungi; Ascomycota; Sordariomycetes; Glomerellales; Glomerellaceae.